Molecule: messenger RNA, 2215 nt
Organism: Saccostrea echinata
Lineage: Eukaryota; Metazoa; Mollusca; Bivalvia; Ostreida; Ostreidae
Exons: 5
Coding region: 7-1380 (457 amino acids)
Source: RefSeq, a predicted model, not a curated record
UCCAAUAUGGCGUGUUUUGUACGUUACAGCGCAUUAUUUGGAAAAUUCCGUAUACAUACUCUUAAAAAUAAACGUCAUUUGCACAGUCGGAAUGAAAAUCUUCAAAAUACAGCUUUUAGAAAUAACCUGGAACAUUACCUUAGUGAACACGAGUAUAGUUUAGCAGCUGUUAAAAUAUACGGAAACCAUGAGCUGGAGGAGGAGGAUGAAAUAGUAUCUGAACCAUUCUCUGAAACUACAUUUUGGAGAUUUGGUUGGUACAAACUACACGAAAAAGCAAUCGAUUCAGGGGAUCUUAAAACAACGCUUAAAAUACUUGGAGCACGAUCGUCAACUAUUUUUGCCAAAGGAUACGAUGCCAUCGAACGUUAUUUAAGAAACAAGGGUGAAUUAUCAAAUUCACACGAAGAAGUGGCUUUUGCAGCAUUGCAAAGAUUUUAUUCAAACAAAGAGUAUCAUGAAAGCAGAUUGAUGAAAUUGCGACACAAAAUGUCGGAAACGCAUGUAGCAUCAAUCAUUUCACAACAUCUGCUCUCCCAGUUGCUCCCAUACCCAUCAAAUUACUUUUUGGAUAGUAUUCACACCAAAGGCAAAUCAGAUGGUUGUCCUUGUGGAUGUGGAGAACUUAUUCACUAUGGAAGCACACAGCUUGGUAGUCCUCAUCUCUUCUAUGGAUUUGUGGAUGUUGUUCUCAUACCCACAAACAGAAAUCUUUUUAUGGGUACAUCCUACAACAAAUCUGCUGUGUUUACAGUGAAAAAAACGACUGAUGAAAUAUAUGGUCAUAGAUUGAUAAACAAAGACUGGAUGAAGAGUUGUGACUUUAAUGAUGAUAUUGCAGCCGGUGAAUACAAAUCAGAAACAAAACUUCUAGAUGAAAAACAGUUGUGUAAACAAGCAAUAUCUGUAUCUCUUUGCCAGUAUCGGAAGUACUUAGAAUGUAGCAAAAUGGGGAAUGUUUCCUAUGUACCAAUGGUGCCAGUUUGUGCUAUAUCAAAUGAUUCCUAUGAAGUUGCUGUCUAUGAUCCUGAACAUGACUUUCUUUUAAAAUGCAACAAGCCUUUAAAUCUUUUUGAUGAUGACUUGCAAUUCCUCAAAUUUUCCACCAUUGUUGACUUGUGGCUAAUGAUUCAUCACAGUUUGUUUUGUAGCCAACCUGGUCAACAUGUGAUACAACAGUUAAAGGGAACUGCAAACCUCAUCCCACAGCUUGGGAAAAAAAGAUUUGAUAAAAUUGUGAAAAAUUCAAGUUUGAUGUAUUUACCUCAACUUCGUCAAAAAUCAAUCUCACAGGUCUCUGAAAAGAUCAUCAAAUUUGCUGAUGAAGAAGAGAAAGAAUAUGUUUUUGAUGACAGUCAUCAGAAGUCUUCAAAAGAAUAAAACAAGAAAAGAACAGACAUAUAAAAUAUUUUAAGAGACAGACCUGCUAGGCCAAUAAUUAUCAAACUUGCCACAAAGCUUUCUUGGGUUUAAGAGGAUUCAAGAUUGUUCAAAUGAAGAGCCAAAUUCCCUCUUUCAAGAGGAGACCUAUAAGAAUAAGUAUGGUGUGUGAAAAUUAAAUAGCAUCUUAAAAACCACUGGGCAAAUAACAUGGCAAAGUUAAAACUUUUAUGAAAGCUUUAUUACAUAGUAUAGAUCCAUGUUUUGCAUGUUCAAAAUAUGACCCCUGUCAUUGGAUGAGGAUCAAAUUUAUUCACAGUAACAUUUAGGAAAUAUCUUUUAAAAAAUCUUUGUCUCAAGAACAGCAAAGUCCUGAUUAGAAUGCGCUUGUACAUAAAUGGAUAUAUUACGGCCAUAGGUUGUAUUUUUUAUAUAUUAUAACUUAAUGCACUGAGAAUUUAAUAUAUUCAGAUUGUAUUGAUAGUUUUGUUCUAUUCAGAUUCUGUUACAUUUGAUUUAGUGUCUUUGAUUUAUAAAUAUUAACAUUAUACAAUAUUCUAAAAUGUCCCUUGUGUUGAACAUGAUUCACUACUGCAGAAAUUAUAGAAGCUAUAACUUAAGUUUAAAUUUACUUAUUGUUCUAAUGCUGGAGAACCUUAGACAGUUUUCAAUUACAAAAAAGUUUGAUUUUAUGUGAAACAUUUUUUUUUUAAUUUGAUAGGUAAUUAAGAAGUUAGGUAGAAUCUUUUUUAUACUUGUUUAGGAAGGAUUUAAUUGUUGUUAAAGUCAAGUAUAUAAUAUUUUCUUAAGUGUUUCUUAGACAGCUUUCAUUUAA